UGCGUUUACUGUCAGAACUUACAAAAUUAACAUUUCGUGAAACUCGUUAACAAACAUGAGGCAUAAUAAAAAUAUUUCUAAUAAAAAGCAAUCAGAAAAUGUAAACAAUGAAAAGAAACCAUUUAACAAGAAGAGAUAUAGGUUGCAGAAGUACAGUAAUAAAUAUAAAAUUAAUCAAUGGGAGGAACGCAGAAAGAAAGCUGUCUUACGAGAGUUUUACAAGAAGAUUGAUAAAGAUCAGCUACAGAAUCUAAAGAAAUCUACUUUCAAAACUGAUGAACACAAGAAACAAGAAAAGAGGGUCAAUAUAUUUCAAAAAGCAAAAGAAGAAUUCCUUCGCAAAGAAGAUGAAAAAAGGAAACAAAAGAAAGAAGCUUUACGAGUGAAAAUGGAAAAGGAAAAGGCACUUAAGAAAUAUAAAGAGAAAAGAAUACAAACAUACAAAAAACUCUCAAAGAAAACAAAAAAAGGACAGCCUGUAAUGAAAGAUAGAUUAGAAAUGUUACUUGAAAAGAUACAGCAGCAAGUAUCACAGUGAUAUCGUGGAAAAAUGUCAUACAAUUUUAAAAACAUGAAAGAA
Molecule: messenger RNA, 580 nt
Organism: Frieseomelitta varia
Lineage: Eukaryota; Metazoa; Arthropoda; Insecta; Hymenoptera; Apidae
Product: thyroid transcription factor 1-associated protein 26 homolog
Exons: 3
Coding region: 56-538 (160 amino acids)
Cellular component (GO): nucleus
Source: RefSeq, a predicted model, not a curated record